CAUACAUAAAGACCAUACAGGAAGCCUCGUCUCUUCAGGCAGACGCACACCGUUCAGUAGGAAGACCUGGAAUUAACUUGCUGCUCUCAGAAGACUCUGGCUCAUUAAUUUUGGAGAGUAUCAUUUUCACGCAAACAUUUCUGACACAGAAAUCAAAGUAGGCACAAGUCAUUUCAAAUCAGCAAGAAGCCAAAGAACAUGGGGAACUGCCCCAUCAGAUGUCGAUCAAACAUGACAAUCCUUGAAAAUCCACCUGAACCUGCAUCAUCAGCUGCUGAGGACAGUAUGAUUGUAUCCCUCUAUAACUACCCGUCUUUUGGUCACACAGAAUUGACCAUGUGCUUUGGUGAAAGGCUCACCAUCAUAUCAGACGAUGGCGAUUUUAUGAUGGUGAGAUCAGCAACCACAGACCGUGACAGCUACAUUCCCACCAACUACACGGCCAAGGUGACACACAGGUGGCUGUUCACAGGGAUCAGCAGGUACAAAGCAGUGGAGCUGCUCAUGCAGUCCAAUAACCAGACUGGAGCCUUCUUGAUCCGAGAGUCAGAGACAAACAGAGAUUGUUUCUCGCUGUCCAUCCUGAGGAGAACCAACUCCUCAUACACAGCAGACAGUGUGAAGCACUACCGCAUCUCUCACCUCCAGAAUGGCUGGGUGUACAUAUCUCCAGGGCUCACCUUCCCCUCCCUGCAUCACCUGGUUGAACACUAUUCAGAGACUGCAGAUGGAUUGUGCUGUCGGCUGACUGUGCCUUGCUUCAUCCAGGGUGUAGAUAAUGCAAGAGAAGCCAGGCCUAUACCCACAACUAUCAGGAGGCCUACCAUCAACUGGAAAGACAUUAGCAGGUCUGUGAUCUUCAGGAGGAAGAGAACAGAAUCAGACAACACUCUGGUGAGUGAAGGGCUGAGGGAAGCCAUCAGCUCUUACCUCCAAAUGACAGAGGGCAAUGAUCACAGCUGGGACACUUGAGGAAAGCCAAUGCAUCAGUCUGAAACAGUGGAGUCUGAACAGACAGAGAGCGGCCAAAUACUGACCUGUCUCAUCUGAAGUUUGGGCAAGCCAAUGGAAGGGGUCUUUUGCGCGCCCCAAAUGAAGUCUUUGUACACUGCUCUACAGUGGCAGGAGGACUGGGACACUACAAUGCCUGGAGUUGUGACAUACUGUAUGUCAGCAAGAGACUAUUUGUGUAUCCUAAGAGGCGCACAGUGGAUCUGUGAGGUGAAAAUUGAUAGAGAGAGAGAGAUUUUUUUCUCAUUUAUGUUCAAGGGUUGAAUGUAUAAUUUAUAACCUAAUAUUUACAUGCUGUUUGAAUGCAAUAUUAUGUGUUAAUAUUACUGUGAUAUGAUUGUUAUCAUGGGUAUAUUAUUGGAAUCCAAUAAAUUACGUUCGCUACGUGAUAAACGAGCAAUACAAACAAAUAUAACCACCGAAUCACA
Molecule: messenger RNA, 1439 nt
Organism: Lates calcarifer (barramundi perch)
Lineage: Eukaryota; Metazoa; Chordata; Actinopteri; Centropomidae
Gene: sla2a
Product: Src like adaptor 2a
Exons: 8
Coding region: 199-972 (257 amino acids)
Molecular function (GO): protein binding
Source: RefSeq, a predicted model, not a curated record